Sphenostylis stenocarpa is the source of this 1014-nucleotide messenger RNA. NCBI's taxonomy places the organism in Eukaryota, Viridiplantae, Streptophyta, Magnoliopsida, Fabales, Fabaceae. The record is from the annotation of a GenBank genome assembly.
AUGGGUAGAUCUCCUUGUUGUGAGAAAGAACACACAAACAAAGGGGCUUGGACCAAAGAAGAAGACGAACGCCUCAUCAACUACAUCAAACUCCAUGGUGAAGGUUGUUGGAGAUCCCUCCCUAAAGCUGCUGGAUUGCUCAGAUGUGGCAAGAGUUGCAGACUCAGAUGGAUAAAUUACCUCAGACCUGAUCUAAAGAGAGGCAACUUCACUGAAGAUGAAGACGAACUCAUCAUUAACCUCCACAGCUUACUUGGAAACAAAUGGUCUUUGAUCGCUGCAAGAUUACCGGGAAGAACCGAUAACGAAAUCAAAAACUACUGGAACACUCACAUCAAGCGGAAACUCUACAGCCGCGGAAUCGACCCGCAAACCCAUCGGCCACUCAACGCCGCCUCCGCCACUCCGACAACCGCCGCUGUUCCGUCUCCCUCCACCGCCACAGUCCCCGUGGCCACGUCGUCAUCCAACAAAAAAAUAAACAGCGACAGCAUUAGCAGCUCCAACACCACCACCAACACCACCCAUGAUGUCGUUAUUACCAACAACAAUAACAACAGCAACGGUUUUCAGUUGGUGACUAAUAGUGCUUAUGCCAACACCACAACAAAGGUUGGAACCGAUGAAGAUUCUAACAGCAGCAGCGGCGUGACCGUGGAAGAAUCGUUCCCUCACCAUCAACUCAACUUGGACCUUUCCAUUGGUCUUCCCUCUCACCAAGUUUCUUCUUCGGUGAACCCAGAAAAGUUGAAAGCGGAAGAGCAUGAUCAAAAACCGCAUGUGUUGUACCACUGGUAUGGGAACAUUACUGGCCAAGGUGUUUGUCUUUGUUACAGUCUAGGGCUUCAAAGCGACCAAGCUUGUUAUUGCAAAGGCAUGGGUGCUACUGCUACCACCACUACCAGGGUUACUACAACUGCCACAGAUAGUAGGAAAAGGUGUUUGGUGGGGAGUGGGGCCUACGGCACAAAGACAGGAACAGAAGAGGAAGCGAACAUUGAGCGGUUUGGGUAG